Molecule: messenger RNA, 1661 nt
Organism: Xyrauchen texanus (razorback sucker)
Lineage: Eukaryota; Metazoa; Chordata; Actinopteri; Cypriniformes; Catostomidae
Gene: wdr55
Product: WD repeat domain 55
Exons: 8
Coding region: 1-1146 (381 amino acids)
Molecular function (GO): protein binding
Source: RefSeq, a predicted model, not a curated record
AUGGCGACUUCCAACGAACACGAGGAUUCGCCUGAACAAGAGGAGAUUGCAGAAGAACCCAAAGCACCAAAGAUACGAGAGACACCAGAGGACAUCAAACAAGAGGCGAUUGUCAACACACUUGCAUUUCAUCCCAACCAAGACAUCCUUGCAGCUGGAGAUAUAGAUGGAGAUAUAUAUCUAUAUUCAUACUCAUGCACCGAAGGAGAAAACAAGGAGCUCUGGUCAUCAGGACAUCAUCUCAAGUCCUGCAGGAAAGUGGUCUUCUCCAGUGAUGGACAGAAAUUGUUCAGUGUGUCUAAAGACAAGGCUAUUCACAUCAUGGAUGUGGAGGCUGGAAAACUGGUGACACGCAUCCCGAAAGCUCACAAGGUGCCCAUCAAUGCUCUGCUGGUGGUCGAUGAGAAUGUGUUUGCGACAGGAGAUGAUGAGGGCAUGUUAAAGGUUUGGGACAUGAGGAAAGGAACAUCGUUCAUGGAUCUGAAGCAUCAUGAGGAUUAUAUCAGUGAGAUUACUGUUGACCAGGCCAAGAGAACAUUACUUACUUCCAGUGGUGAUGGAACUAUGGGUGUAUUCAAUAUAAAGAGACGAAGAUUUGAAUUUCUUUCUGAAUUCCAAAGUGGAGAUCUCACCUCUGUUUCCAUAAUGAAGCGAGGCCGUAAAGUUGUCUGUGGUUCCAGUGAGGGCACAAUAUACAUUUUCAACUGGAAUGGAUUUGGUGCCACCAGUGAUCGUUUUGCACUUCAGGCGGAAUCUGUGGAUUGUAUCGUCCCCAUUACAGACAGUAUACUGUGUGCUGCCUCUAUGGAUGGAGUAAUCAGGGCGAUAAGUAUCUUACCAAACCGUGUAGUUGGCAGUAUCGGACAACACGUCGGAGAGCCCAUUGAGGAGAUUGCCCGCUCUAGAGACACACGUUUUCUGGCUAGCUGUGCUCAUGACCAGCUGAUCAAGUUCUGGGACAUCUCCAGCAUUCCUGAUAUGAAAGUGAAUGAUUAUCGACGGAGAAAGAAAAAAGAUGGAUUCCUCAAAGCUCUAAGUAAUAAGGCAUUUGAUACAGGACAAAAUUUCUUUGCUGGUCUUUUGGACACAAAUGAACAAAAAGGGAAAGGAGAGGAGGAGGAGGAGCGACGACGACGACUGCGGUGACAGCGACAGUGGAAGUGACUGAAAACAAUUGUUGAUGACUGUGUACUUUUAUUGCGAUAUUGUUUUGCAAUGUUGCCAUUUGUCAUGUAUAUUUAAUGUCAAAGUUCAGAUCAGUUUCUCAUAAACCUUUAAGAACCAGGAUUGACAAGUUUUAUAAAAGCAUACAAGAUCUGGUGAAACUUUUAUUCACAAAUUACAGUCCACCUUUUCGUGCAGUAGCUUUAGAAAGGUGUGGCAGUGGCACAGGAUAGAAGCUGAUUGGCUAAGUAGGCUGACUUUACUAGACUGAAAUGCCCUGUCAUGUUGAGGCAAGGAAAAGAAAGCCACACCAUCAUUGUCAAUCAUUAGAGUUUGUCUAUUCUUGAUCUCUUCUGUCAAAAGAACAAGGAAGGCCUUGGCAACAUAAUCUGCCCGGUAAAUAAAAAUGCAAUGACAUGAGUAUGCAAGACUCAUCACAAAGCUUCAUUCCUACUAUGCAGUGCAUUGUCAUGUCCCCAUCAUCAUAUUCACUGAUC